Herpailurus yagouaroundi (jaguarundi) is the source of this 6222-nucleotide messenger RNA. It is a transcript of the gene ZNF316, whose product is annotated as zinc finger protein 316. Gene Ontology annotation, molecular function: sequence-specific DNA binding; DNA-binding transcription factor activity, RNA polymerase II-specific. The record is from RefSeq and is a predicted model, not a curated record. NCBI's taxonomy places the organism in Eukaryota, Metazoa, Chordata, Mammalia, Carnivora, Felidae. Gene Ontology annotation, biological process: regulation of transcription by RNA polymerase II. Gene Ontology annotation, cellular component: nucleus.
GGCGCGCCCCCCCCCACCCCCCCCCCCCGAGCCCUCGCGUCUGGGCCGUGCCACCGCGUGGCUCUGUCUCCGGAGCACCUGGGCUGAGGCAGCUGUGACACUGGUGUGAGUGGCACCCUGGAAGCCACUGGGCCUUUGACAGUUCCCUCCUGGGAUUCUCUGAUCCUUAAACUUGAAGAGCCAUUAAAGGGCAUUUUAGGUUGUAUCUGCUGGUCCGGCGAUGAAGCAAGUCUCCACGAGCUGCUGAACUUUUCCCGAAUGCCCUGGAUGGAGUGAGGGGCCAGGGAGACGCAGGGGGCAGCGCAGACCCACGACGUCUUGUGUCGCUGCCUCUGGCAAAUAGGAGCCCGACCAGCCUGCCUUCCAGGCGGUGGCGAAUGAGCCCGCCUGUCUUACCUGUCACCCCUGCCCGAGCCCGGGCCUUUCCUCCCGCACCCCUGCUGGCACAGUGUCGGUGUGCAGAGGCCGAGCUGAGGCUUUCCUCCGGAGAAGAUGGCAGCUCUUCGUACGACCCCGGACUCACCAGCCACGCAGCUGGCGAAGGCGGAGGAUGGGUUGGGAUGUGGUCCUGCUCAGGAGGAAGAAGAGGAAGAAGAAAAGGGGGAAGAGGUGGAGCUGGAGGAGGAGGAGGAGGAGCUCCUAGCAGAGGAUGGGGAGGACCAGGCGGUGGUGGAGGAGGAAGAGGAGGAGGGGGGGCAGGCAGGGCACGUGGAGCAGGUGGAGGUGGAGGUGGAGGCGGACGAGGACGAGGACGAGGUGGUGGCAGAGGAGCAGAGUCCCACGUUGGGGACCCAGGGACGCCUUCACCGUGCCGGUGAUGCCAAGUCCCCAGUUCUUCAGGAAAAGGCCUUGCAGGCCAGCCAGGCUCCAGCCACACCUAGGGAUGAGGACCUGGAUGAGGAUGAGGAGGAUGAGGACGAGGAGGACGAGGAAGAUGAUGACGAUUCCCUGACAGCUGGGUCUCAGGGGCUGGUCACCUUUGAAGACGUGGCUGUGUAUUUCUCGCUGGAGGAGUGGGAGAGGCUGGACGCAGGCGAGCGGGACCUUUACAAGGAUGUCAUGCAGGAGAACUAUGGGAUCCUGGUGUCCUUGGGAUACCCAAUCCCCAAGCCGGAUCUGAUCUUCCGGCUGGAACAAGGGGAGGAGCCCUGGGUCCCAGAUAGCCCCCGUCCUGAGGAAGGAGACAUUGUCACUGGCGUCUACACAGGGGCCUGGUUCUGGACCGACGAUAUAGAGGACCACGAGGAGGAGGAGGACGAGGACUUCCUGGCGGAGGUGGCCGAGGAGGAGAACGAGCCCCCGGGGCUCUGGUCAGCAGCUUAUGGCGUGGGGGACGUGCCUGGGACAUGGGGCCCCGAUGACUCGGAUUCGGCGCAGACUCCGGAGGGUUGGGGUCUCGACCCCGGGGGCCUCGGGGUUCUGGCCGAGGGGUCCGAGGCGAAGCCUUUCCUGCCGGGCCGGGAGCCUGGCGCGAACCUGCUGGCACCCUGGGCGUUCCCUGCCACCGUGGCUCCUCCGGCAGGGCGGCCCGAGACCACGUGCGACGUGUGCGGCAAAGUGUUCCCGCACCGGUCCCGGCUGGCCAAGCACCAGCGCUACCACGCGGCCGUCAAGCCCUUCGGCUGCGACGAGUGCGGCAAGGGCUUCGUGUACCGCUCGCACCUGGCCAUCCACCAGCGCACGCACACCGGAGAGAAGCCCUUCCCGUGCCCGGACUGCGGCAAGCGCUUCGUCUACAAGUCGCACCUGGUCACGCACCGGCGCAUCCACACGGGCGAGCGGCCCUACCGCUGCGCCUUCUGCGGUGCGGGCUUCGGGCGCCGCUCCUACCUGGUCACGCACCAGCGCACGCACACCGGAGAGCGGCCCUACCCGUGUCCGCACUGCGGCCGCAGCUUCAGCCAGAGCUCGGCGCUUGCGCGGCACCAGGCGGUGCACACGGCCGACCGGCCGCACUGCUGCCCCGACUGCGGCCAGGCCUUCCGCCUGCGCGCCGACUUCCAGCGCCACCGGCGCGGCGGCGGUUGCACGGAGCCCGGCGGCGAAGGCCCUCGGCGGGAGGCCUGCGACGCGGUCCCUGCGGCGGGGCCCGAGGAGGCCGAGGCCGGGCCUGAGGGGCCGGAGGAGGCCGAGGCCGGCGAAGCGGACGGAGAGGCCGAGGUGGAGGCGAGAGAGGAGGCGGCGGCGGUGGGGCCCACCCCCGGGAGCAAGGAGGACCCCGAGCCGGACAGGCGGUUCCUCGAGGUGGGCAACGGCCUGGGGGAGGGCGAAGGCCCUUCCUCGCACCCCCUCGGCUUCCACUUUCCCGUGCACCCUAAGUCCUGGCUCCACCCGGACGGCUUCCCGAUCCUGGGCCUCCCGGACUUCGGGGACCGGCUGCCGGCCGACGGGCGCCCCCUGCCGGGACCCCUGGGGGGCCGGCUCGCCCUGGUGGAGGGCGCGGGGCUGGCUGUGGCCGACGACCGGCCCUACGCGUGCGGCGAGUGCGGCCGCCGCUUCGGGCAGAGCGCGGCGCUGACGCGGCACCAGUGGGCGCACGCCGAGGAGAAGCCGCACCGCUGCCCCGACUGCGGCAAGGGCUUCGGCCACAGCUCAGACUUCAAGCGGCACCGGCGCACGCACACGGGCGAGAAGCCCUUCCGCUGCACCGACUGCGGCCGCGGCUUCGCGCAGCGCUCCAACCUGGCCAAGCACCGGCGCGGCCACACGGGCGAGCGGCCCUUCCCGUGCCCCGAGUGCGGCAAGCGCUUCUCGCAGCGCUCGGUGCUCGUCACGCACCAGCGCACGCACACGGGCGAGCGGCCGUACGCCUGCGCCAACUGCGGCCGCCGCUUCUCGCAGAGCUCGCACCUGCUCACCCACAUGAAGACGCACCGCAGCGCGGCCGGCGCCCCCGGCUCGGCGGCCGCGCCCCCCGCGUCCAAGGCGGAGGCGCCCGCCAAGGGGCCGCCGGGCGCGGGCAGCGGGCCCGGGGAGCGCGGCAGCACCCUGCUGGAGUUCGCGGGCGGAACGAGCUUCGGCUCCGAGCCCGCGGCCGCCUUCGCGGGGCCCUCGGGCGCCUACGAGGAGAGCAUCCUGUGAUGGCCCGAGGCUGACGGAGGCGCAGCCCGCUGGGCCUCCGGCCCCUUGCUCCUCUGUCCUUGGGGUGCUGAGGGCCCCAGUCCUGGUGCGGUGCCUUCCCCUCAGCCCCCGGCGCACCGCCCCGCCUGCCCCCGCCCGGCCUCGGGCGCCCCUCCUGCCCGGCCCCGGGGAAACCGGGCCGCCAAGCCCGUCCGGCCGUACAGGGGGCGCGCGGGGAGAGGAGAGCCGCGCGCGCGGAGGAGGCGAGGGCAGGGGGCGGCCACCCCGACCAAGACUGCGGCAUCCCUGGGUCUGUGCUGUGAAGCCAAGCGGUAGGGAUGGCGGGCGAUGUUAUUUAUUUCACUCGGAUUCCAAUUUGGGUGGCCUGGGGUACCGGCGGCCGACGAGUUUGUGAGUGGGUUGUACAGCGAGGGCGGGGAUGCCCUUGCGUCAAGGGGAGGGGAGGGUGGUCGAGGGCAGAGCAUCCCGCUCCUCCUCCCGUGGGUUCGGCUGACGACUUCUUCCAUUCCUCAGUGAGAGACUUCAGGGACCUUCUGGUCAUUUGAGUGUGUCCGGGAAGUUUUAGGGACUGCGCGUGGCUAAGGGGAAGCCUUAGGGUUUCCAGAGGACGAUGUUCCUCGCUACCCCGGGGGGGACAGACAUGCAGCUAGGAGAGCUUUUAUUCUGUCUACUGUGGAUAUUUAUUUCCAUCUCUUGUGUGGCCUGAAGAAUCUGGGAGGAGAAAACGGCAGAAACCAAAUUUGUGGCCCCAGGCUGGUGGGUUGCAGGUGUUUGCAGGGUCCUGAGGGAGUUUGAAGCCUUAUUCUGGGGAGAGUCACCCACUCUCCCCACCCCACUGGAGCACCCGGAUCAGCCAGGCACUCGUGUUGCCGGGUGGGUUUCGGUCUCAGCCUCCUCUUCGAGCCCUUCGGUACUCUCACCCCCGACAGCCAGAGGCGGCACACUCAGAGAUCCUUGGGGGCCUCUUGCCCGCUGCUGAGCCAAGGCCCCAGCCUUCAGCUGCCUGGGCUGUCCCCUCCCCUGGGGCAGGUGGACACACAAGGCCCUGCCCUCUGAGCCCAAUGCUUCUUUAGAUUUAAUAACCAACUGUAAAGCAACAGGUCGGCAGCAGGAUCGUUUCUCACAACCCUACGGGCUUGGGGCCCUGUGAUGUCCGCAGGUCCCUUUAACUCUGCUUCUGUCACUAUUCUGUACUAGAAGCAAGUAGCGUUUCCGUUUAGAAUCCCAUUUCACAGGAUGGACAGUCUGCACAGUGGCAGUCCACCUCUGGGGGUGCGGACUUGAGCCUGUGGCUCAGUGACAAGCCAGGCACCCAGCUAUGCAAGGCCCACACCUGGUGGGCACCCCAACCUCCGGGUUGGGCCAUUGGGAGCCACUGGGCAGGCAGCUGAAGUGUGGCUCACGUGAGAGCCCUCUCUUCCCUCAUGCCUUUUGGGCCAAUGUGAGUGGGGCCAGAAAACAGACUUUGAAACAACUGCAUUCCCUUUUAGACCUAGUUCCUUCUGUUUUAGUGUAGGCAUGGCCUUGGGGCCUGAGAGCCAGCAGCCGGGCUCUCCAGCGCUGGGGGCGGGGUAGGAAGCGCAGUAGUUGGUGGGUGGGGCGGGGGCGUGGACGGUGGUGGUAAGAAUUGGCCUGGCUGGAUGAGGUGACGGGGUGGGGUGGGCGACGAGGAGGACAGGGGUCCCAGGAGGCGUCCGCAGUGCUGGGCGAUGCCUUCCUGCCCUCAGUUUCUUUCCUCUCCCUGUGGGCCGGGAACGUCGGGGGCCAAGGGCAGGGCGGAGUAGCCCUGCACGGCCGGGGUCCGGCUCCGUGCUCCUCCCUCCGUGCACACCCCUCAGAGUACGACCGGACCUUCGGUGCCCCUCCUGGGCCCCAGCUGCUGCUGCCUGGCCGCAGAGCCAUCGGCAGGAGGACCUAGCUUUAAUAAAGAGUGGAGAAAUGAGCUUUCUGACUGCAUUCCGUGUUGUUGCCGCUCGGCUCCUCCGUGCCCUCAGGGAGGCUCUCUGUGAGGGCUCGGGCCUUGUUUUUGCAAAAAAGAAAAAGAAGAAAAAAGGGUUUUUUGUUUGUUUGUUUUUUUAAGGAGUUUCUCCUUUCAGAAACUAAAAUUGGCCUCCGAGGAGUCAGCCCACGAUGAGCUUUGGCCUGCUGCCUGUGUCCGCCACGUCUCUCUGGGAGUCCCCAGCCACACUGCCACAUGCUCUUUGUAAUACACCCAUCCUGGAACCUUACUGUGUUUGGGAUUGUUUGCUCCAGCUUUCCCGCGGUCAAAGGAGAGGGGCCAGGUCCCCUUCCUGGGGGUCCAGACACCUGCCGAGUCCCAGACAUUUCCUCAGAGGCCCCAGCGCUUCGUGGGCUUAUCCGGGCUUACCUGCUCUGUGCCGGGGAGAAGCGCACAUCCCAGGACCCCAAACACCUUCCUUUGAGCUGAUUUACUGACUAUCUGCUCGCCACAUGAUGUCCCCCCAACCAGAUCUGACCUCCCACCCUUUCCCCAAGCAUUUGGAAAAGACAAACUAUGAAGUAAAUUCUCUUUCAAAUGUGAUUUCGAAGCAUCAGAACCGAGCCCAAUAUUUCAGUUAAAAAAAAAAAAAAAAGACAGGCUUUGAGAGGCAAAUGGAGGUUAAGACCUAGUUAAAAAUUGAUAGCCUUGAGGAUCUGGAAGUCUAUUCAGAAAAGGUAAAUUCUUCCCUGAUAGGGCUUACACCCGCCCCCCCAAAUUCAUUUUUAUUUGGGGGAUGGGGGGGGGGCCAAUCCUGAUGGUCAUAGAAAAAAAAAAGCCCUUCUGGUGUUGAGAGGACUUCUAAAUUAAUGGAGUCCCUAAUCAAUUCCCCAAGUAUCAGUUUAUCAGCUUCGAUCAUUGCCAAGGAGUGGAAGCCCCCGUGAGAUGUGACCCAUGAAAGGAGGUACUCUGAGAGUUUUGAGGCUCCGAGCAUCCCUGUGGCCUCCACCCACCUUUGUCAUUUUCCUGUUUGUCUACGGCUUGUAUUUCCCCAACCUCCUUCCUGUCUCCUGACCCUUACACUUGAUCUCUUCAGACACUUCCUUCUAACUUUUUUUCUUUCUCCAAUUGGCUACAUAUGGAAUAAAGUAUUUUGAGAUUUUUUGGUUAUAUUUAUUAAAUAAAGCUUUAUGAUCCUUGUU